Messenger RNA from Arvicola amphibius (Eurasian water vole), 15222 nucleotides. RefSeq names its product hemicentin 2 (gene Hmcn2). The coding region runs from base 1 to 15222 and encodes 5073 amino acids. Gene Ontology annotation, cellular component: plasma membrane; axon. The record is from RefSeq and is a predicted model, not a curated record. The transcript has 98 exons. Gene Ontology annotation, molecular function: calcium ion binding; cell-cell adhesion mediator activity. Lineage: Eukaryota; Metazoa; Chordata; Mammalia; Rodentia; Cricetidae. Gene Ontology annotation, biological process: dendrite self-avoidance; axon guidance; homophilic cell-cell adhesion.
AUGACGCCCGGCGUGCUGCUCUUGCAACUGCUAGUGGCGAUCUCGACGGCAGUGGCGGAGGUCACGUCUGACGCGCCCACGACGGCACUGUCCCCCGCCACAGGAGAUGCCACCCUGGCCUUCGUCUUCGAUGUCACUGGCUCCAUGUGGGAUGAUCUGAUGCAGGUGAUCGACGGCGCCUCGCGCAUUCUGGAGCGCAGCCUGAGCAGUCGAAGCCGGGUCAUCGCCAACUAUGCAUUGGUGCCUUUCCACGACCCAGAUAUCGGCCCAGUGACCCUCACAGCAGACCCAGUGGUAUUCCAGAGAGAACUGCGGGAGCUCUAUGUUCAGGGAGGCGGUGACUGCCCAGAGAUGAGCGUGGGUGCCAUCAAGGCUGCCGUGGAGGUUGCCAACCCGGGGUCCUUCAUCUAUGUCUUCUCUGAUGCACGUGCCAAAGACUACCACAAGAAGAACGAGCUCCUGCAGCUCCUGCAGUUGAAGCAGUCACAGGUGGUUUUUGUGCUGACGGGGGACUGUGGUGACCGCACCCAUCCUGGCUACUUGGCCUACGAGGAGAUUGCGUCCACCAGCUCUGGACAGGUGUUCCAGCUGGACAAGCAGCAGGUGGCAGAGGUGCUAAAGUGGGUGGAGUCAGCAAUCCAGGCCUCCAAAGUACAUCUGCUGUCUGCAGACCAUGAGGAGGAAGGGGAGCACACGUGGAGAAUCCCUUUUGACCCCAGCCUGAAGGAGGUCACCAUUUCACUGAGCGGGCCAGGGCCCGAAAUCGAAGUCCGGGAUCCACUGGGAAGGGUCCUGAAGACAGAUGAAGGUCUCAAUGUACUCCUCAACAUUCCGGACUCAGCCAAGGUCGUAGCCUUUAAGCCCGAGCACCCUGGGCUGUGGGCCAUCAAGGUGUACAGCAGUGGCCGCCACUCAGUGAGAAUAUCAGGGAUCAGUAACAUCAACUUCCGAGCCGGCUUCUCCAUGCAGCCCUCUCUGGACCUCAACCACACCAUCGAAUGGCCUUUGCAAGGUGUACCCAUCUCCCUGGUGAUCAACUCUACGGGCCUGCAAGCACCUGGUCACCUUGAAUCUGUGGAACUCUCACACAGCUCAGGGAAGUCUCUCCUCACUUUGCCCACACAGUUUCUCUCCAAUGGCUCCAACCACCAGCUGUGGGUUGGGCCACCCUUCCAUGUACCAAAGGAGCGCUUUUAUCUCAAGGUGAAGGGCCAAGACCACGAGGGAAAUCCCCUCCUCCGUGUCUCUGGAGUUUCCUACAGUGGAGUGGCCCCAGGCGUGCCGCUGGUCAGCAUGGCCCCCAGGAUCCACGGUUACCUACAGCAGCCCCUGCUGGUGUCCUGUUCUGUAUAUAGCACCCUCCCCUUCCGACUGCAGCUGCAGAGAGACGGAGUGAGGCUGGGCGAGGAGCGGCACUUUCAGGGAUCAGGGAACAGCAGCUGGGAGAUCCCGCGGGCAUCCAAAGCUGAGGAAGGCAUGUACCAGUGCAUAGCGGUCAGCAGAGCCGGGACAGGACAAGCCAACGCUCAGAUUGUCAUCACAGACCCUCCACCACAGCUGGUCCCUGGACCUAAUGUGACUGUGUCCCCAGGGGAGACCGCCAUCCUGUCCUGCCAAGUCCUAGGUGAUAAUCCUUACAACCUGACAUGGGUCCGGGACUGGCGAGCCUUGCCAGUCACAGCAGGCAGAGUCACCCAGCUGCAUGACCUGUCUUUGGAAAUCAGUAACGUCGUCCCCAGUGAUGGUGGGCAGUACCAGUGUGUGGCCAGCAAUGCCAAUGGGGUCACAAGGGCAUCCACCUGGCUCCUGGUGCGAGAGGCCCCUCAAGUCAGCAUCAAUGCCAGGUCCCAGCAUGUCUCCCAGGGUAUGGAGAUGAGGGUCAGCUGCUCAGCAUCAGGGUAUCCCACACCCCAUAUCUCCUGGAGCCGUGAGGGCCUUGCCCUGCCAGAGGACAGCAGAAUCCAUGUGGAUGCCCAAGGAACGCUCAUCAUUCAGGGAGUAGCCCCAGAGGAUGCUGGGAACUACAGCUGCCAGGCUGCUAAUGAAGUCGGCACAGAUGAGGAGACAAUCACCCUCUACUACACAGACCCACCCUCUGUUUCUGCGGUCAACGCCGUGGUUCUCACAGCUGUCGGGGAAGAGGCUGUGUUACAGUGUGUGGCGUCUGGGGUCCCCCCACCCCGAAUCAUCUGGUAUCGAGGGGGUCUGGAAGUGAUUUUGGCUCCUGAAGGCUCCAAGUCCGGGACACUGCGGAUCCCUGCGGCGCAGGAGAGAGAUGCUGGCCUCUACACCUGCAGAGCUGUCAAUGAGCUGGGUGAUACCUCUGCUGAAAUGCAGCUGGUGGUCGGACAUGCACCCAGACUGACGGAUCCUCCCCAGGAUGUCACUGUGGAGCUGGGCAAGAGUGUCUUCCUCACCUGCCGGGCCACAGGCCGCCCACCCCCCAUCGUCACCUGGCGGCGUGGAGAUGGCCAGGCCCUGGAGCCUGGGAGGGGAAGCAGAACUGGGCAACGGGAUUCAGGAGUCUUGGUCUUUCAAAGAGUAGCCCCCAAAGACCAAGCCUUGUAUGUGUGUGAAGCUCGCAAUGUGUUUGGAAAGGCCCAGGCUGAGGCCCAGCUGGUGGUCACUGGACAUGCCCCCCCACAGAUCGCCAGCAGUGCUGCCAUCAUCCGUGUCCUGGAGGGACAGCCUGUGUCCCUGACCUGUGUCAUCCUGGCCGGGAGGCCCCUCCCUGAAAGACGUUGGCUCAAGGCAGGCCGACCUCUCCCUCCAGGAAGCCGCCAUGCUAUCCGUGCUGAUGGCAGCCUCCAUCUUGACCAGACCCUGCGAGAGGAUGCUGGGAAAUACAGCUGUGUGGCCACCAAUGUGGCAGGCUCUCAGCACCGAGACAUGGAGCUGGUAGUCCAGGUGCCACCUAGGAUCCAUCCGACCGCCACCCACCAUGUCACCAAGGAAGGAGUACCAGCCUCUCUCCCCUGCAUGGCCUCAGGUGUUCCUACCCCCACCAUCACUUGGACCAAGGAAGCCAACACCCUGACUACCAGGGGUCACUACAAUGUGAGCAGGGAUGGUACCCUGGUCAUUGUCCAGCCAUCUCCCCAGGAUGCAGGCGCCUAUGUGUGCACAGCCACCAACAGCGUGGGCUUCUCCAGCCAGGAGAUGUGGCUCUCUGUUAAUACCAAACCCAGGAUCAAAAUGAAUGAGUCCCAGGCCAUGGAGGCUCCUUUGAGAGUCACAGUCAAGGCUGGUGAAGAGGUGACCCUGGACUGUGAGGCCCAAGGCUCUCCGACCCCACUGGUCACCUGGACCAAGGACGCCCACCCUCUGCUGUCUGUCACCAACAGGUACGAUCUCCUCCCAUCGGGCUCCCUGCGCCUGGCCCAGACACAGGUGGAUGACAAUGGCCACUAUGAGUGUACAGCCAGCAACCCGGCAGGGGCCACAUCUCGCCAUUACACCCUCAAGGUUCAAGUUCCCCCUCAGGUGCAGCCCGGCCCUCGAGUCCUGAAGGUGCUGGCUGGAGAAGCCCUUGAUUUGAACUGUGCGGCGGAGGGCAACCCAGAACCCCAGCUGAGCUGGUUCAAGGAUGGGAUGGCCCUGAGGGGUGAGGGACCCCAGGGCUCCGUCCACUUCGCUGCUGUCCAGACCUCUGACGCUGGGCUAUACCGCUGUGAGGCCUCCAGCAUCGCUGGCACUGAUACCUGGAACCUGGAGCUUCGUGUUCUGGAGCCACCACACUGGGGGGCUGACGAGACCAAGGGCUUGCUGGAGCGAGUGGCUGGAGAGAAUGCCAGUCUGCGGUGCCCUGCCCGAGGGACACCAAAGCCACAAAUCACAUGGCGGAGGGGCCCAUCCUCAGAGCCUCUGAAUGGCCGGGAAGAUGUGGUAGUGCUGGACGAAGGGUCACUGUUCCUGUCCUCAGUGUCUCUUGCAGACAGCGGAGAGUACGAGUGCCAGGCCACCAAUGAGGUGGGCUCUGCGUCCAGGAGAGCCAAGCUGGUGGUCUAUGUACCCCCCAGCAUCCGGGAAGAGGGGCGCAUGACCAACGUGUCGGGACUGGCUGGGCAACCUCUGACGCUGGAGUGUGACGUAAACGGCUUUCCAGUCCCAGAGGUGGUGUGGCUCAAGGAUGGGCAUUUGAUCCCAGAGGCAGAUGACCAUCACCUCCUGGAUGGUGCCCGCUCCCUCUGCUUCCCCAGGAUCCAGGAGAGUGAUUCUGGCCUCUAUACCUGCCGGGCUGAGAACCAGGCCGGGAGCGCCCAGAGGGACUUCAGUCUUGCUGUGUUCAUCCCUCCUUCCUUGCUGGGAGCUGGGACUGCUCAGGAGGUGCUGGGCCUGGCUGGUGCUGAUGUGGAACUGGAGUGUCAGACCUCAGGGGUCCCCACACCCCAGGUGGAGUGGACCAAGGAUGGGCAGCCCAUCCUUCCAGGGGACCCUCACACCCUGCUCCAGGAGGAUGGCCAGGUUCUCAGAAUUAUCAGCAGUCACCUGGGUGAUGAAGGGCGGUACCAGUGUGUGGCCUUCAGCCCAGCUGGCCAGCAGGCCAAGGACUUUCAGCUCAUCAUCCACUCACCUCCCACUAUCUGGGGCUCUAAUGAGACAGGGGAGGUGACCAUCCUGGAGGGCCACACGGCACAGCUCCUCUGUGAGGCCCGAGGAAUGCCAGCCCCUGACAUCAUCUGGCACAAGGAUGGAACCCUGCUGGCCCCCAGCUCCGAAGUGGUUUACAGCAAGGGUGGCCGGCAGCUGCAGCUGGUGAAGGUCCAGCGUUCCAACGCUGGCCUCUAUACCUGCCAGGCCAGCAACCCUGCAGGGGUCACCAAGAAAUCCACCAGGCUGGAGGUUUAUGUUUCACCUACCAUCGAGGGUGCUGAUGGAGGGCCGUACCUGGUGCAGGCCGUGGCUGGGAGGCCCGUGGCUCUGGAGUGCGUGAGCAGAGGCCAUCCACCCCCUACCAUCUCCUGGCAGCACGAAGGGCUGCCAGUGGUAGACAGCAACGGGACAUGGCUGGAGGCAGGCGGUGCCCUGCAGCUGGAAAACCCAGGCGAGGCAUCCGGUGGUCUCUACAGCUGUGUGGCCAGCAGCCCUGCUGGAGAGGCUGUGCUGCAGUACUCCGUGGAGGUGCAGGUGCCCCCACAGCUGCUGGUGGCUGAAGGCAAGGGUCAGGUGACUGCCGUCGUGGGACAGUCUUUGGAUCUUCCGUGCCAGGCAUCAGGUUCUCCGGUGCCUACCAUCCAGUGGCUGCAGAAUGGCCGCCCAGCCGAGGAUCUGGCUGGAGUGCAGCUGGCCUCCCAGGGGACUGUAUUGCACAUCAGCCGUGUGGAGCUGGCUCAUUCAGGCCUCUUUGCCUGCCAGGCCACCAAUGAGGCAGGGACAUCUGGGGCCGAGGUGGAGGUCUCUGUGCAUGAGCUCCCCUCGGUGCACAUCAUGGGUGGUGAGAACCUCACAGCCCCUUUCCUGCAGCCUGUGACCCUCCAGUGUGUCGGUACUGGAGUGCCUACCCCCAGCCUCCGUUGGUGGAAGGAUGGUGUGGCCAUGGCAACCUCAGGGGGCAGACUUCAGAUCGAGAAGGCAGACCUGAGAGAUGAAGGUGUCUACACGUGUGCGGCCACCAACCUGGCAGGGGAGAGCAAGAAGGAUGUAACACUAAGGGUUCUGGUGCCCCCCAACAUUGAGCCUGGUCCAGUCAACAAGGCAGUUCUGGAAAAUGCCUCAGUUACCUUGGAGUGCCUGGCUUCAGGUGUGCCCCCUCCAGAUGUCUCCUGGUUCAAGGGUCGCCAGCCUAUCUCUACCCAGAGAGGGGUGACAGUUUCAGCUGAUGGGAGAGUUCUUCAUAUUGAACGAGCCCAGCUUUCUGAUGCAGGGAGCUACCGCUGUGUGGCAACAAAUGUGGCGGGCAGUGCAGGACUUCGGUAUGGCCUACGGGUCAACGUACCACCCCGAAUCACCCUGCCACCCAGCCUGCCAGGCCCAGUACUACUUGGCACACCCUUCCGUCUAACCUGCAAUGCCACUGGCAUCCCCAACCCUACGCUGAUAUGGCUGAAGGAUGGAAACCCUGUGUCCCCCAAAGGGACCCCUGGCCUCAAGAUCUUCCCCGGAGGCCAAGUCCUCACUGUGGCCAGCACCCAUGCUUCUGAUGCGGGCAGCUACUCCUGUGUAGCAGUGAGUGCUGUGGGCGAGGACCGCAGGGACACCAUUCUGCAAGUUCACAUGCCCCCCAGCAUCCUCGGAGAAGAGCUGAACGUGUCUGUCGUAGUCAAUAAAUCAGUGGCACUGAAGUGCGAGAGUCAUGCUGUGCCUCCCCCUAAGCUUAGAUGGCAGAAGGAUGGGAGACCCCUGGAGCUGCACCCUGGCAUCCGCUUCUCUGCAGACAAGGCCGUAUUGGAGGUGGACCAAGUGAAGGUGCGGGACUCGGGACGCUACACCUGUGAGGCCCUGAACCAGGCCGGCCGCUCUGAGAAGCACUUCAACUUGAAUGUCUGGGUCCCUCCAGCGUUUCCCUCAAAGGAGCCUUACACUCUGAUGGUGAGCGAGGGGCAGACUGCCAGAUUGUCGUGUGACUGCCAGGGCAUUCCCUUCCCCAAGAUAUCAUGGAGGAAAGACGGCCAGCCCCUGCCUGGGGAAAGGGAUGGCUCGGGACAGGUGUCGGCAGUAGGGAGGCUACUGUACCUGGGACAGGUCAAGUCAUCCCAGGAGGGGACAUACGUCUGUGAAUGCAGCAACACAGCUGGGACCAGCAGCCAGGAGCAGCAGCUGGAGGUUCUGGUUCCUCCUCAGGUCACUGGCCCUCGGGAGCUGCUCACAGCAGUCUCCGUGGUCCAGGGUGGAAACACUACCCUAGACUGCAAUGCCACAGGGAAACCCCUGCCAGUGGUGACAUGGGAGAGGAAUGGCCAACCUGUCCAGAUGGAACCUGGCCUGUGGCUUCAGAAUCAGAACCACAGUCUACACGUGGAACAGGCACAGGCCUCCCACGCCGGUGACUACAGCUGCGUGGCUGAGAACACAGCUGGGCGUGCUGAGAGGAGAUUCACACUGUCUGUGCUGGUACCUCCUCAACUCCCUGGAGACUUGGACUCCUUGACCAACGUCACUGCCACCUUGCAAGGCUCCUUGACGCUGCUCUGUGAAGCUGCAGGGGUCCCGCCCCCGACAGUCCAGUGGUUUCGGGAGGGACAGCCAAUUGGCCCUGGAGAGAACACCUAUCUCUUGGCAGGUGGCUGGAUGCUGAAGGUGACCCCAGCCUGGGAGCAGGACAGAGGCCUCUACUCAUGCCUGGCCAGCAAUGAGGCUGGGGAGGCACGGAGGAACUUCAGUGUGGAGGUCCUGGUUCCUCCCAGUAUUGAGAAUGAAGACUUGGAGGAGGUAAUCAAGGUGCCCGAGGGACAGACUGCUCAGCUGGUGUGCAAUGCCACAGGCCACCCACCGCCAAAGAUCACAUGGUUCAAAGAUGGCCAGUCCCUGUCUGUUGGAGACCCCUAUGAGAUGUCCCCAGAUGGUGCCUUCCUGUGGGUCCCCCAGGCCAGCUUGUCCAGUGCUGGCCACUACUCUUGCGUCGCUGCCAAUGCCGUGGGGGAGAAGACCAAGCAUGCACAGCUCACCGUCCUGGUGGUUCCCACCAUUCUGGGAGCACCUGAGAAUGCCAUCGAGGAGGUGACUGUGACCAUCAACAAUCCCAUUUCCCUGAUCUGUGAGGCACUGGCCUUCCCAUCCCCCAAUAUCACCUGGAUGAAGGAUGGGGUCCCCUUCAAGGCCUCUAAGAACAUUCAGCUCCUCCCAGGUACCCAUGGCCUCCAGAUCCUGAAUGCUCAGAAGGAAGAUGCUGGCCAGUACACCUGUAUGGUCACCAACGAGCUGGGGGAAGCAACAAAGAACUACCAUGUGGAAGUCCUCAUUCCCCCUUCCAUCUCCAAAGAUGACCCUCUGGGGGAGGUCAGCGUGAAGGAAGUGAAGACGAAGGUGAACAGCACCCUGACCCUGGAGUGUGAGUGCUGGGCCGUGCCCCCACCCUCCAUCAGCUGGUACAAGGACGGAAGGCCUGUGACCCCCAGCCAGCGACUCCAUGUCCUGGGGGAGGGGCGGCUCCUCCAGAUCCAGCCCACCCAGGUCUCUGACUCUGGCCGCUACCUGUGUGUGGCCACCAACGUGGCUGGCGAGGACGAUCAAGAUUUCAAUGUUCUCAUCCAAGUGCCCCCCAUGUUCCAGAAGGUGGGCGAUGUUGAUGCAGGUUUUGAACUUCUGCCCCAUGAAGAGGAAGCCCGGGGCAGAGUGACAGAAUACCGGGAGAUCGUGGAGAACAACCCGGCUCACCUGUACUGUGACACCAACGCCAUCCCACCGCCCGAGCUUACCUGGUACAAGGAGGGUCGGCCCCUGUCAGCCGCAGAUGGGGUCUCGGUGCUGCAAGGAGGCCGAAUCCUACAGCUGCCCCUGGUCCAGGCAGAGGAUGCGGGCAGGUACUCGUGCAAGGCUUCCAAUGAAGUGGGCGAGGAUUGGCUCCACUAUGAACUGCUGGUGCUGACACCGCCAGUGAUCCUGGGGGACACACAGGAGCUGGUAGAGGAGGUGACUGUGAACGCAAGCAGUACUGUCAGCCUGCGGUGUCCAGUUCUGGGGAACCCGACACCCACACUUUCAUGGCUCCAGAAUGGGCUGCCUGUGUCCCCCAGCCCACGGCUUCAGGUCCUGGAGGAGGGACAAGUCUUGCAGGUUUCCACCGCAGAGGUAGCUGAUGCUGCCAACUACAUGUGUGUGGCGGAGAACCAGGCGGGUUCUGCAGAGAAACUCUUUACUCUCAGGGUCCAAGUCCCACCACAAAUCUCAGGCUGGCACGCCGACAAGCUCACCACCACCCUCAACAGCAGUGUCUCCCUCCCCUGCGAAGUUCAUGCUCACCCAAGCCCUGAGGUCACGUGGUACAAGGAUAGCCAGCCCCUCUCCCUGGGACAAGAGGUUUUCCUCCUUCCUGGCACCCACACACUGCGGCUGACACGGGCACAGCCAGCUGAUUCCGGAACAUACCUGUGUGAGGCCCUCAAUGCUGCAGGCCGAGACCAGAAGACCGUACAACUCAAUGUUCUGGUUCCCCCCAGGUUUAAACAGGCUCCUGGAGGCCCCCAGGAGGCCGUUCUGGUCAGAGCAGGGGAUAAAGCCACCCUGAGCUGUGAGACAGACUCACUCCCAGAGGCAGCUGUGACCUGGUUCAAGGACCAGCAGCCCCUAGCCCUGGGGCAGCGGAUUCAGGGCCUACAAGGUGGACAAACACUGGAAAUCCUGGACUCACAGGUAUCAGAUAAGGGAGUGUACAGCUGUAAAGUCAGAAACACAGCUGGAGAGGCCACCCGGACCUUCGUUCUCGCCGUCCAAGUGCCCCCAACAUUUGAGAGAGCUGAGACGGAGAUAGUGAACCAGGUAGCUGGGCGGCCCCUAGUCCUGGUCUGUGAUGUGUCGGGGAUCCCAGCUCCCACUGUGACUUGGCUGAAGGACAGAAUGCCCGUGGAGAGCAGCAUGGUGCAUGGCGUGGUUUCCCGAGGUGGCCGCCUCCAGCUGAGUCACCUGCAGCCAGCCCAGGCUGCUACCUACACUUGUGUGGCUGAGAACACCCAGGCUGAGGCCCGCAAAGAUUUUGUAGUGUCUGUACUAGUGCCUCCCCAGAUCCAGAACUCAGGCAUGGCACAAGAACACAAUGUGUUAGAGAAACAGGAGAUACGACUGGACUGCGAGGCUGAAGGACAGCCACCGCCAGAUAUAACCUGGCUGAAGGACGGUGGCCCGUUGGACCAGCAUGUGGGGCCACACCUCCGGUUCUACCUGGAUGGCAGCUCCCUGGUGCUGAAGGGCCUAAGAGCAGCCGACUCAGGUGCCUACACCUGUGUGGCCCACAACCCGGCUGGGGAGGAUGCCAGGCUGCACACAGUAAAUGUACUGGUUCCUCCCACCAUUGAGCAACGAGAUGGUGACACAGGGACCCUGGUAAGCAGGACUGGAGAGCUGGUGACCAUGAUGUGCCCUGUCCGGGGAUCCCCACCUAUCCACGUGAGCUGGCUCAAGGACGGCCUUCCCCUUCCCCUCUCGCAGCGCACCCACCUCCACAGUUCUGGCCGCACCCUCAGAAUUUCUCAGGUGCAACUGGCAGAUUCAGGCGUCUUCACCUGUGUGGCUGCAAGCCCAGCUGGUGUGGCUGACAGGAACUUCACCGUGCUGGUACUCGAACCCCCCACCCUGGAACCAGCAGAGUUUCAGAAUGAUGUGAUGGCUGUCCAAGGCUCUGAAGUGGUCCUCCCGUGUGAGGCCCGAGGAAGUCCCCUGCCCCUUGUGUCAUGGAUAAAAGAUGGGGAGCCCUUGUUGCCCCAGAGCCUUGAGCAGGGGCCUGGCCUGAAGCUGGAAGCAGUGACAGUUGGUGAUUCGGGGACUUACUCCUGCAUGGCAGCGAGCGAGGCAGGGGAGGCCAGGAGAAGCUUCCGGCUGACAGUGAUGGAUCCCCCUCACAUUGAGGACUCUGGCCAGACCUCAGAGCUGUCACUGACACCUGGUGCCCACCUGGAACUCACGUGUGAGGCCCAAGGCAUCCCCCCACCCAACAUCACUUGGCAUAAAGAUGGCCAGGCCCUGAGGAGAGGAGAGAAAGGUAGCCAAGCUGGACGUGUGCUCCACGUGAGGAACGUGCAGGUGAACAAUGCAGGGCUGUACACCUGCCUGGCUGAGAGCCCUGCAGGUGAAGUUGAGAAGAGCUUCCGGGUUAGGGUUCAAGCCCCUCCAAAUGUUGUUGGGCCCCGGGGUCCCCGCUCUGUGGUUGGCUUGGCUCCCGGGCAGCUGAUUCUGGAGUGCUCCGUGGAGGCGGAGCCAGCACCGGAGAUUGAGUGGCAUCGAGGUGGCAUCCUGCUUCAGGAAGAUGCCCACACUCAGUUCCCGGAGCAGGGCAGGUUCCUCAAGCUGCAGGCGCUGAGCACAGCCGACGGUGGAGACUACAGCUGCACAGCCCGCAACACCGCAGGCAGCACCAGCGUGGCUUUCCACGUGGAGAUCCACACGGCACCCACCAUCCAGCCAGGACCGACCUCAGUGGACAUCUCAGUGAACCGCACGGCCCUGCUGCCCUGCCAGGCCCACGGCGUACCCACGCCCCUCAUGAGCUGGCGGAAGGAUGGGGUCCUUCUGGAUCCUGGGAACCCCAGGCUGGAGUUUCUGCCUGAGGGCUCGCUGAAGAUCCAUCCAGUCCUGGCACAGGAUGCAGGACACUACCUCUGCCUGGCGUCCAACUCUGCUGGUUCUGACCGGCAAGGCCUAGACCUCAGAGUCUUUGAGCCCCCGACCAUUGCCCCUGGCCCCUCCAACCUGACCCUGACCGCCCACAGCCCAGCCUCGCUGCCCUGUGAGGCCAGGGGUUCUCCCAAGCCCCUGGUGAGCUGGUGGAAGGAUGGGCAGAAGCUGGACUUCCGCCUGCAGCAAGGCGCCUACCGGCUCCUGCCUUCCAAUGCCCUGCUCCUUGCAGCUCCUGGCCCUCAGGACUCAGCCCAGUUUGAGUGUGUGGUGAGCAACGAGGUGGGAGAGUCCCGCAGACGCUACCAGGUGACCGUCCUCGUUCCUCCCACCAUUGCGGAUGACCAGACAGCUUUCACGGUGACCAGGAUGGCACCCGUGGUCCUCACAUGCCACAGCACAGGGUCACCAGCCCCAGCCGUGUCCUGGAGCAAAGCAGGCACCCAGCUGGGAGCAAGGGGCAGCGGCUAUCGAGUCUUACCCUCCGGUGCUCUGGAGAUUGAGCAAGCCCUUCCUAUCCACACUGGCCGCUACACCUGCACAGCUCGCAAUGCUGCGGGGGUGGCCCGCAAGCACAUGGCCCUCACAGUGCAAGCCUCCCCCGUGGUGAAGCCACUGCCCAGCGUGGUUCAGGUUGUGGCGUCGGAGGAGGUGCUGCUGCCCUGUGAGGCCUCUGGCAUCCCCCAGCCAGCGAUUAUCUGGCAGAAGGAGGGUCUCAGCCUCCCUGAAGGAACACGUACACAGAUACUCACCAACGGCCAGCUGUGGAUCACGCACACCAGCCCAGAGGAUGCCGGGAACUACUUCUGCAUUGCCCAGAACAGUGUGGGCAGUGCCAUGGCAAAGACCAGGCUGGUAGUGCAAGUCCCGCCCGUGAUUGAGAAUGGCCUCCCAGAUUUGUCCACCACUGAGGGCUCCCACUCCCUCCUGCCCUGUACAGCCAAGGGCAACCCUGAGCCAACCAUCACCUGGGAAAAGGAUGGCCAACUGGUGUCUGAAGCUGAUGGCAAAUUCUCCCUGCAGCCUUCUGGGGAACUCCUGGUGAAGAACUCUGUGGACCAGGAUGCAGGCACAUACAUCUGCACUGCAGAGAAUGCUGUGGGCCGUGCCCGCCGCCGUGUGCAUCUCACUAUUCUGACACUGCCUGUCCUCACCACCUUGCCUGGGGACCGCAGCCUGCGCCUUGGGGACAGGCUAUGGCUUCGCUGUGCAGCCCGGGGCAGCCCAACACCCCGCAUUGGCUGGACCAUCAACGACCAGCCUGUGACAGAGGGGGUGUCUGAGCAGGAUGGGGGCAGCAUACUGCAGCGGGCAGCCGUGGCCAGAGAGGAUAGCGGGACCUACGUGUGCUGGGCUGAGAACAGAGUUGGCCGUGUUCAGGCUGUCAGCUUCAUCCACGUGAAAGAGGCGCCAGUCCUGCAAGGCGAAGCCUUCUCCUACCUAGUAGAACCUGUAGGGGGCAACAUCCAGCUAGACUGUGUGGUUCAUGGAGACCCAGCUCCAGACAUCCGCUGGACCAAAGAUAGCCUUCCACUGCCAGUUAGCCGCCUCUACCUCCUGCAGCAGAAUGGAUCCCUGACCAUCCUCAGGACCAAGAUGGAUGAUGCGGGACGGUACCUGUGCGUGGCCACCAAUGAGAUGGGUACUGUGACGAAAGCCGUGACACUCGUGCUUCAGAGUGCCCCGGUGUUCCUGGUGGAGCCUCGGGACCUGACAGUGAGGUCCGGAGAGGAUGUGGAGCUGCGGUGCCAGGCCACGGGGGAACCUGUGCCCACAAUCGAGUGGCUCCGGGCAGGUCGACCGCUACAGGCUGGCCAGAGGCUCAGGACCCUGCCCGAUGGGAGCCUAUGGCUGGGGCAUGUAGAAGCUGGAGAUGCUGGGGCAUAUGAGUGUGUUGCACACAACCCUCUGGGCUCUGCCACAGCCCAGGCGUUGCUGGCUGUGAGAGGGGAGCCCCGGGGCAGCCAGGGCAACAUGAUCGGGGUCAUCAAUGGUCAAGAACUUGGUAUGGCUACUCUCAACACCAGUGUGCACCAGGAGGGCAGUUCUGGGCUCCCUACCAUCUGGAGCAGCAUCAGCCACAUCCCAGCAAGUGUGGGACCUCUGAUGCGGGUGUUAGUGGUCACCAUUGCGCCCAUCUACUGGGCCCUGGCUGGAGAGAGUGGAAGGGCCUUAAAUGGCUAUUCCCUGACGGGUGGCAGCUUCCAGCAGGAGUCACACCUGGAAUUUUCUACAGGGGAGCUGCUCACAAUGACCCAGGUGGCUCGGGGCCUGGAUCCUGAGGGACUCCUGCUCCUGGACGUGACGGUCAAUGGCAUGAUCCCGGAGAGCCUGGCCGAUGCCCAUCUGCACAUGCAGGACUUCCAGGAACACUACGUACAGACAGGGCCUGGCCAGCUGUUCGUGGGCUCCACACAACGCUUCCUCCACGGUGGCCUCCCAGCCUCUGUGCGUUGCAAUCAUAGCAUCCAGUAUGAUGAGGCCCGGGGCCCCCAGCCCCAGCUGGUGCAGCACCUUCGGGCCUCAUCUAUCAGCUCGGCCUUCGACCCUGAGGCAGAGGCCCUGCGCUUCCGGCUCACCACGGCCCUGCAAGCGGAAGAAAAUGAGGUUGGCUGUCCUGAGGGCUUUGAGCUGGACUCCCAGGGAGCAUUUUGUGUGGACAAGAAUGAAUGCUUGGGGGGUCCCAGCCCCUGCUCCCAUACCUGUCACAAUGCCCCUGGUCACUUCUCCUGCUCCUGCCCCACUGGCUUCACCCUGGCCUGGGACCACAGGAACUGUAGAGAUGUGGAUGAGUGUGUGGGGGACGCCCACCUCUGCCAGGAGGGACAGCGCUGUGUGAACCUGCUCGGAACCUAUACCUGCCUCCCUGACUGUAGACCUGGCUUCCGGGUCACUGCUGAUGGAAAGAGUUGUGAAGAUGUGGACGAAUGUCUGGAGCAGCUGGAUGAGUGUCACUACAAUCAACUCUGUGAGAACACUCCAGGUGGCCACUACUGCAGCUGCCCCAGGGGGUACCGCCAACAAGGCCAUGGCCUUCCUUGCCUAGACAUCAAUGAGUGCCUACAGCUGCCCACACCCUGUGCCUACCAGUGUCACAACCUCCAGGGUAGCUACCGAUGCCUAUGCCCGCCGGGCCAGAUCCUCCUAAGAGAUGACAAGACCUGCGCCCCAUUGGAACGAAACAAUCAAAAUAUCACCACUGUCAGCCUCCGGAGCCCAUUUGUGCCCUGGCUUCGGUCUCGGAUACCCAGGCCCAGUGGCUCCUACCGUGCCUGGGUCUCCCUCCGGCCUGGUUCUGGAGCCCUGAGCAGUGUGGGACGGGCCUGGUGCCCAGCUGGCUUCAUAAGGCAGAGCGGCGUGUGUACAGACCUCGACGAGUGCCGUGUGAGGAGCCUGUGCCAGCAUGCCUGCCAAAACACAGAGGGCAGCUACUAUUGCCUCUGCCCCUCUGGCUACCGCCUCCUCCCCAGUGGGAAGAAUUGCCAGGACAUCAACGAGUGUGAGGAAGAUGGCAUCGAGUGUGGGCCUGGCCAGAUGUGCUUCAACACCCGAGGCAGCUACCAGUGUGUAGACACACCCUGUCCGACCGCUUACCGGCAGGGCUCCAGCCCUGGGACCUGCUUCCGCCGCUGCUCACAGGACUGCAGUGUCAGCAGCCCGUCCACACUACAGUACCGCCUGUUGCCGCUGCCCCUUGGCGUGCGCGCCCACCAUGAUGUGGCGCGCCUGGCCGCCUUCUCCGAGGCUGGCGUCCCUGCCAACCGUACAGAGCUCACAGUGCUGGAGCAGGACCCACGCAGCCCCUUUGCUCUGCGCCAGCUGCGUGCUGGACAAGGUGCUAUCUACACCCGCCGGACGCUCACCCGCGCUGGCCUCUACCGCAUGACUGUACGUGCAGCGGCACCGCGCCACCAGAGUGUCUAUGUCCUGCUAAUCGCGGUGUCGCCCUACCCAUACUGA